ACUGUGUUGGAGAGAGACCUGGGCUCCUACUGCCGUAAGACCAUGAGCUACGACCCCAAGAUGGUGCUGGAGGAUAUGAAGAUCUGCCACACUACCUGCUUCAAGGUAAACACUAUUUCAAUAUUGAAAUAUUAACACCGUAAUCUAAUAAAUAUUUUAGUGUCCGUGUCUGAGCGUGCGUACAGAGGCUUCUGUCUUCUUAUCCGAUCUGCAAUAUUGUGAUAUAAAUAGGUUACAUUUGCACUACUAGAUCCAAUAAUUGAUUGGAUUACAUCCAACCAUCUCCUCAUUAAGAUUGCAUCUUGAUCUUCUUCUUCGUCUAAUGAGAGUAUCUGACAUUGUGUGUCUCUGCAUCCCCAGUGUGAGGUGUGUAGCAGUCCCUGGGGCCAUCUCAAGGCAGGGGACAGUAUGUGGGUUUACAGAGUUCCACUGUGA
This is a messenger RNA of Coregonus sp. 'balchen', 435 nucleotides long. The record is from the annotation of a GenBank genome assembly. NCBI's taxonomy places the organism in Eukaryota, Metazoa, Chordata, Actinopteri, Salmoniformes, Salmonidae.